CGGCCGGUUCAGCCCAGCGCGCAGCCUGUGGGAGGGGAGGAGAGCUCAGCUACUCCUGCCGAGAGGGGAAACAUGGGUAACGCUCAGAAAAAGCCCCACGGCAGAGGGGACGGGGGUCCUCACAGCGAAUCACACAACUCCCACCACUGGAGGGGCAAAGGGGGCAGCGCCGACAAGUACAAAGUCGGCCCGGAGUCCAAGGAGAAGGUGGCCAACGGAUCCAGCAAGAGGGGCUCGACAGCGUCAACACAGGGCGAUCCGAGCGCCGGCGGGAAGGGAACUCCUCCAGCAGGAACUGUCAACCUCGAUGCCCCCUGCGGAGCCCUGCCUCCACAUCUGUCCCGCCUCAAGAACGAGGGGAACCUGCUCUUUAAAAAUGGACAGUUUGCAGACGCUUUGGAGAAAUACUCACAAGCCAUUCAGGGCUACACAGACUCAGGGCUGGAUAGUCCAGACGACCUAUGUGUUCUGUAUUCUAACAGAGCAGCUUGUUACCUGAAAGAUGGAAACAGUCAAGACUGCAUACAGGACUGCACAAGAGCCCUGGAGCUGCAGCCGUUCUCCCUCAAGCCCCUCCUGCGCCGGGCCAUGGCUUAUGAGUCUCUGGAGCGCUACCGGAAGGCCUACGUGGAUUACAAGACCGUCCUGCAGAUCGACAUCAGCGUGCAGGCGGCGCACGACAGCGUCAACAGGAUCACGCGGCUGCUGAUCGAGCAGGACGGCGCAGAGUGGAGAGAGAAGCUCCCUGAGAUCCCCCUGGUGCCUCUGUCGGCUCAGCAGCACCGCAGGGAAGAGCCGCCCAGCGCCGAGGUCCUGCAGGCCCGGGCCGAGAAGGCCGCCAGAGACGCAGAGAGGAGAACAGAAGUCCGCUUUGCAGCUUCGAAGCAAGAAGGGAACGACUUUGUGAAGAAGGGCCAGUACCCGGAGGCUCUGGGGAAGUACACGGAAUGCCUUAAGCUGAAGCCGGAGGAGUGUGCCAUCUACACCAACAGAGCUCUGUGCUACUUGAAGCUGGAGAGGUUCGCCGAGGCCAAGCAGGACUGCGACGCAGCGCUGAAACUGGAGCCGGCCAACAAGAAGGCCUUCUACAGACGAGCGCUGGCCAAUAAGGGCCUGAAGGACUACCUGGCCUGCAGCGCCGACCUGCAGGAGGUGCUGCAGCAGGAUCCCAACGUGCAGGAGGCCGAGAAGGAGCUGGAGGAGGUGACGGUGCUGCUCCGGCAGAGUCUGGCCAACAACUCGCCCAGCAAACCCCGGAAGACGGUUCCCAUCACAGAGGUGGAGAAUGACGCAGACGCGGUCGUCUCCAACUCGGAGGACAGAGGACAGGACGUCACCAUCAACCUCCACCCGACCAACGCGUAUGACUUCGGCCAGUCCCUGAACGCCGCCCGCAGCAGCGGCAACACGGCGGCCUGCGCCGAGCUGCUGGCCUCCACGGCGCCGGAGACGCUGCCGCAGCUGCUGAGCACGCAGCUGGACGGGCGGACCGUGGGCUUCAUCAUGCAGGCGCUGGACUCUCACCUGCUGGACAAAGACCCCGACUUAGUUUACCAACACCUCCGCCACCUGCACACCGCCGACAGGUUCUCGGUCGUACUGAUGCUGCUGGAGAAGGACGAGCACCGACACAUGACCCAGCUCUUCGAGCGCCUCUCGGCCGCCGAGAGCACCGAGUUCUCGAAGAACGACGUUCAGAACCUGGCCAAUAAAUACAUCUGAAGCGUCCUCUCCCCUCCCGCUCCCUGCUGCAUGAACUCUCCGCCUCUCCUACCGACUUGGAUCUAUGCAAAGACACUGCACAACGACUGAGCACACCAAAAAGGCAGGACGCUGCAGACGGCGGCCCACCCGAGUCAGAUCCGCUCUGCCGGCCCGCCGCCAAACCAUCACAAGAAAUCUUUUUUUUCUCUCUCUCUCUCCUCUCUGGAACAUUUUGCUAUGCAGACCUACUUUUAUAUCACCGACUUUGCAUUGGCGUCGUGCAGAAGACACACGGUGGACCUUUCACUUUAGAGCACGACCGAUAAACGCGGGUCCAACGUGCGGCGUUGUGCAAGACUGCAGGCAGGUGGCCAGACUUCCUGUCGAUUGAUGAAAGAGCAGCUCUGACAUUAGAAAUGUGACUAAGCGCACGUUUCGAUGUAAGACGGGGCUCAUAUGACGAAAGUGUCAUCUUUGCGGAGGAAUGCACGAUAACAUCAACCCAUACCAGAAACCAACUCGCAUGCUCUCAUGCGUCUCAUCUAUGCAAUCAGCAGCUCUGCUCGUCGUCGUCCUCACGGCCGCAGCUGGAGAGAAGCAGCAUCCGUCUGAGAUGUGUGCCUUGGGUUUCAGCGUGGGGGCCAGUGAGCGUUCGCCUGUAUUUAUGUCAGUCCGUAGAUUUAAUGGAAUUGUUGCUUGGAUUUAUGCAUCAUAAAUCACUUUCACCUAGCUACAUGCACUAACAUGUUGAAAAAAAAAAAAAGAAGUCAUUUCUAUGCUAAAUUAAAGUCAUUCUAUCAAUGUCAAAUGAAGACUGCCUGCAGUUUUAACGUU
Molecule: messenger RNA, 2538 nt
Organism: Salarias fasciatus (jewelled blenny)
Lineage: Eukaryota; Metazoa; Chordata; Actinopteri; Blenniiformes; Blenniidae
Product: sperm-associated antigen 1A
Exons: 9
Coding region: 73-1722 (549 amino acids)
Cellular component (GO): cytosol
Molecular function (GO): protein binding
Source: RefSeq, a predicted model, not a curated record